Vitis riparia (riverbank grape) is the source of this 5979-nucleotide messenger RNA. RefSeq lists its product as uncharacterized. The transcript has 5 exons. Bases 1650 to 5624 code for a protein of 1324 amino acids. NCBI's taxonomy places the organism in Eukaryota, Viridiplantae, Streptophyta, Magnoliopsida, Vitales, Vitaceae. The record is from RefSeq and is a predicted model, not a curated record.
CAGAAGACGAAGACGAAGAAGAGGAAGGGGAGGUGAAGAGGGAGAGAGAGAGAGAGAUAGAGAUAAAGGGAGAGGGGAAUCAGAAGAGGGGAGGUCCAGAGAUCCGCCUAUAACGUCCGCAGAUCUGACGGCUGUCGCUCAGCGAUUCAGUUCACGAAUCGGCGCCGGUUUUGUCAGUGCCGCCGGCGGUGAUUUCAAGGCUAGAAGAAGAAGAGGAGGAAGGGGAAGAAGAAUCAGGAUUUGAAGAUUUGUGCGAGGAUUUGUUGUGUAAAUCGUGGAAGGUUUUCGAUCGCUGCGAUUUGGUAAAAGAACAGGUAUACAAAACCCUAGUUAGCUCGCUUUUGAUUUCUACACUUUUUUAUGGUUGUUUUUCACGGCAUCGUUGAGGAUCCGAGGUUUUUGAUCGUCUCAAGCUCAGCUCUAGUGUGAAACAUAUUGAAACAGUGAGGUUUUCUUUGAGGAUUCAAAGACUUCUCAUGAAGAUUUACAGGAGAACUUCGAUCUAAAGAGGAAGAAGCGGCCGCAGAGAUUUUAUUUAAUUUUUUGGAUUUUUAAUAAAUUAGGGUUCUUGAUUGACUUAUGAUUGCAGUUUUGUUGAAGGCGGCACAGAACUGAAUCAAUAGAUAUAUACACGUGUGUAUAUAUAUUAGGGGAAAGGGACGAAUUGUUAGAUGAUUUGUUAGGGUUUUAAUCAGGAUCUAUGAAGGUGACAAAGGGUGCUGAUGCAUCUUCAACAAUUGUUUUUAGAACGAGUUCUUAUAUUAACUCGUAUUUUUGCUAUUGGACCUGUAAGUUAAGGGCAGUAUCUUGUAAUUUCAGAAGCUCUAUGUCCUGUUUUGUGACUAAAGUGGACUUCAAAACUCAAGCUUCGCCUUUGCAGAAAAGGGCCAGUUUUUAUGCUUUGGACGAGUUUAGGAAAUUGGGGCUUUUGGAGUUCCCAACAUAAGGACUGGAGAUUUUGAAGUACAAGAGUUGCUUGGAGAAUGACCAAUUUGAAGAUUAUAUCAACAUGAUUGAUUGUUAAGAUUGUUUUUCAAGGCUAGAUUUGGACGUGAAGAGAUGGCUUCAGCCCUUGUUGAGGGUUUUCCUUGUUGGUUGGGGCAGUGAUCAGUUGGCACGGUUGAAUGAAAAUUUUGAAGUAAUAUUUUAGAUAACUUUGCAGACUUCUUUGCCGAAAUCUGAAGUAAUAAUAAGAAUACUCUUAUUUGGAAACUAAUGUGUUUCAACUGGAACUGAACUCUUUCAGAGUUACUCUUGGCUGUUAAAUUUCACUCAUUGGAGUGAUGAACACAUUGUGUUUGUCCUGUUUUUACAUGAAGUAUUUCAUUGUCCUUAUUUAUUUGUUUGCAAAGAAGCCCUAAUUCCGAAUAUUAGGAAUCUGCUGUGUUGAAAGCUACAAUGUGAAGAAGUUUUUGCAGGCCUUCAAAACUGGUUAACACUAUCUGCCCCAAGGUGAGGUGGCACUCUGAAUCCUGCUGACUGUCUGCAAAGAAUCUAUACACUUUCUCAAACGAGCACAAUUGAGGGGUCUGAAUCAAAAACGUUAGCCCUUGAUUCUGGAGUUAAGCAGAGAGCACAUAGCAAAGGCAUCCUGCAAAACUUGUGGUGGCAUACCAUUAGUUAAUGGGAUAGGAUCCCCAUCUGCAAGCAUGAUGGGUACUGUGGGCCUAGAACUUACGAAUUUUAUAAAUCCUGAAUUGACUUGGAAGACGGUGGCAAAAGGAAACAGGAGUGCAUCGAGGCGCUCUAGGAAGCCAGCCUCUAGAAACUCAAAAAUGGGUGCUGGCCAGGCUGAUAGGAGCCCCAAGAAAACAGAGAAUGGCUCAGUUUCCGAAUCUGAGAAGCUUGGUGUUGCUGUUCUUGGGAGACGCUUCAGUGAUAAAGUAGAGCAUGUACCGAUUAAGAAAAGGAGAUUUAUGUUUCAGUCUCCAUCACCACCCCCACGAACCCCUUCUCCUCCCCAUGAGGAUUCUGAGCAGCUUGUAGAUAGUCAGCAUUCUUCAAGUCAGCAGUCUAGUUCAAAUUCAAUUUCCAAGCAACAAAUCAUGGCAACUCAUGCUUCUAAGUUUAUUCACAGUGUAGAUGUAGUUGUUGAUGGAAGGAUUUCAGAGGUGACAAAUGAAGAGAUUGGCGAUGGUGAGGACUUUUCAGGCAUUGAGAUGCUUGCAGCAGCUGCUUGCAAUAACAGCAUGGGUGAUGAUGUGAUGGAAUCAACUACUGAGGAUGGUCCAGUUUUGACAUGUGAAGGAAACAACUCAUCUAUUUCUGCAAUGCCUAUAAAAGAAACUGUUGCAUCCCCUGCAACAGCCAAUACCUUCCAAAAAGAUGUGGCAAUAGAAGAUAAUAUAGAGGGCUCAUUUUCUCAGGAUAAUUCAGUGGCUGUCUUGCAGAACCUUCAUAGUGACAAGGAUGAUGGGGCAUUGAAAAGGUCCGCUUCUUCACGAGAUGAUAGGUUACACUGGGACUUGAAUGUUGUGAUGGAUGCAUGGGAACAACCUGAUGAUUAUCAAGUUGUUGAUUCUCAGACAAACAUUUCAGCAGUCUCUGAGGAUGGAAAGCAGCAGAGUGAGAAGCUGGAUAAUUUGGAAGAUUGCCAGAUACCGAACUCUGGAGAUAUUAAAACAAACAUUGAAACUACAGCAAAAUCUAUGACUGACACUGUGGCUUUAGCUGAUGUAGAAGGCGAUAUCAACAUGGCCUCAGACUCGAGAUGUGAGGGUCUUAGGACUUGUGAUUCUAACACAGAAGAACAUAAGUUGGAAGCAUGCUCCACAGCUAACACAACCUGCUCCCAUGAAAAAGGUAUUCCUACUCCAACUGAACAUGCUCUGGAGUCCACAGUAGUUGAUGUUUCUGAUGCUAAAGCUUCUGAGGAAGUGAUAAUGGAUGCAUGCCUCAUGCAACCUGCCAGCCCCAGAUCACGUCAUAUUGGAAAUGCACAGAUAUCUGAUGAAAACAGAAAUACAGCAAUUAGCGGUGUUAUUGUGGAUCAGAGCAGAGAAGAUUGUACUUCUGAUGUGCAAUUGGAUAAACCUGUUUGUUUAGAAGGUGUUGAGGUGGAGAAGAAUGAAGUUGGGUUUUCUCCUCCACCAGUCACCACGACAAACUGUGAAAUUGACUGUCUUACGAAUAAAGAUGAUGAUAAUUCCAGACAAAUAUCUUCUGGAGAGAUGAUGAGCACUGACAUCUGUUCACUAGGACCUGAACAUGCUGAGGUUCCUACUAAUGAAUCAGGUGAAGUACAUGUUCCCCAUUCUUCACCCAGGUGUGAUGAUGUGUCUGUGUCUGGUGCAUCUGCUAUAGAAGGCCAAUCUGUGGUAACUGUGGCUGUAAAGGAACACAAUGACCAAGUUUCUGCAGAUGAUGCUACUGAUGUUGAUCCUUCAGUGCAUGUUGGGGCUAGAGAACUUGUAAACAAGUCUUCUGAGCAUUCAACUAUUUCAGGAGAACGAUCUGAAUUCAUCCCUGAUGAGGUAGGCAAGAAUUGUGAUGAUGAUCCUGCUAAUUGCUCUGGCAAGGUUGAUUUGGAAGAUCCUUUUGAUGAUAGCUAUGACACUGAUGUUUCUCAGGAUGAUCGUGGUCAUCCAGUUGGCAUGGAGAAUGUGACUGAACUCGAUGCGGGUUAUGACUCUCAGAUUGAAGAUGGGGAGUUGAGAGAGUCAGUUGUCCAUGCUUGGGAGGAAAAUGAUGCUGAGGAUGGGGAAGCUGAACGUGUGGACUAUGAAUCAGAUAACCGAGAUAUGUAUGACUUUGAUGCUGUUGACUACCCUGGCCCCAUGACGGGGGAAGUUGAAGUGGGAUCAGAAUGUGAGAAAGAGAGACUUCUUGGGCCAAAUCAUCAUUUUGGUUGUGGUGAAACUACUAUCGACAAUGGUGUGAAAGGAAUCAGUGAUCAAUCUUGCUUAGGUGGUUCUCUGGCAAAUGAAGCAGAAUUCAGUAAUGGAGGGUUAGUGAAAACUUCAAAACCACAAUCAUGGACACAGUUUACUAGGAAAGUUGACACAAAUAUUAAAAGAGGAUCGAGUACUGGUACUAAUGAUGUGGCUGAAGAAGCUGAACAGCCUGCUGGAGGAGGUGCUUUGAAGGAACAAAGCCAGACAAAUGUUGCUCAAUAUGAUCAGUUGCCGAACGAUCGUGAAAUUUCUACUGAUAAGAAUGUGGAAGUGAAUGAUGGCAGAGCAAUUGGACCAAGGUCAACGAGGAGGGAGUUGCUGUCACGCAUUGAAGGACCAUCGUACGGUAUCUUACGCAGGAAGGAUGCUGUAAUUUUGCAGCGUAGCAGAUCCAACAACCUUGAUGAUUCAGACCCUCGAGCUGAAAGAGGAACCGAUUCUGACAAAUCCAUGGGAAGGAGCAGAUCUGCUUUGCAUAUUCACGGAAGAGGCCAGAGAGAUGGUAACUGGGAUCAACCUUCAACAGGUUAUUGGGAUUCGAAACGCCGUCAUUCACCUAGUUAUCAUGCCCCCUAUGGCUCAGGGCGCCCCAGACCAAGAAGUAUUGUUGAGACUGGUGGAUUUGUCAUGACCUCAGACAGGACAAUUUCAAAAGCGGGAGUUGGUGGACUUAAUGGCAUUCACAGGCAAUCGAUGAAUUCUUCCUCAAAAGGUGUGUAUCGCCCCCUAAUGAGGAGGAGAUCACCAUCUGACAGAGAUGAUGCUUAUGGGAUGCAUAUGGGAAUGGCACCUGGUAGAGAUGUUAGCCCUGAGAGAAGUAGGGGCAGAUCUAGAAGAUACCAAGGAGUUCAUAGAGGCCCUAGGGAGAACUAUCAUGGGUCCAUUCCCGAUGAAACUGCUGAAUUUCCUCUUCGUGUGCCUCAUCAUUUAGCAAGGAGAGAACGAAGCAUUUCUCCCAUUUUUAAUAGAGGAGCUCCUCAUUUUUCUGAAACCCACAAGAUAUCUCAGUCAAGAUCCAGAUCCCGUUCCCCUCCUGCUUGGCUGAUGUCAAGGGAACGGAAUGCUAGCUCAAGACACUUCAGUAGAUCUCCAGAUUUCAGGUCUGGGGCUCGAAUGGAGAGAAUGAGGUUGCCCUUCCAGAAGCCCAAUUUUGCAGAUGAUUAUGAAGAAGGUUUUCUGUCUCCACCAAGAGGUCGCAUCUCCCCACAGCAUAAUUCCAGAUGGAUUGAUGAUCGAAAUGGUGCAAUGGAUCAUUUCAGAGAUGGGAGAUCUCCAGUGAGAAUGUUCCAGCAGAGCCAACGUUUUGAUUCUAUGGGUCCCCCACGAAGAUUAAAGUCAAAUGAUUACUAUAGACCCAUGAUCCAUCCUGGAAGAUUACCUGAGAUGGUUGGUGCUGGUAGGGGACGUAAACAUGAUGACAGUGAUGAUGAUAGAAGAAAACAUGGUGAUAGAUAUGAGAUGAUUCGUCCAGUGCGGCGUUAUGAUACAGGUGGUGUUGUGAAGCGCUUCCGGUAUGAUACAGAAGAUUGCGUUUUGUCACGCAACCCUCAUAACAAUGAUGACUGCAUUAGGGGUACUGACAGAAGGCCUAGGGAUAUUCCAAGGAGACCAAGUGAAGAGAAACGUCAUUUAAGAUAUAAUCAUGAGAGGCUAUAUAAUUCGAGCCCCAAUUCAUUUGGAAUGCGAGAAUAUGAUGAGGAUGUAUCACCCAGAAGGGGAAGACCUGCAUGAACUUUCUGUCCAUGACUUUUUUCCCUCAUUGGGUGGGACUUGCCUGUAGCUAGGAGAUGUUACUCCUCUUAACCAUUUUCUCUUUUUUAUAGGGUAGUAUCUCUAUUCUGCCGUUCUUCUUGCUUGCAAUGCUUGUGGAAUCUAUUCUCACCAUUUUGAUUUUCCUUGGCAAGAUUUUUAUCCAGCCUGCUGUUGCUCCUAAUUCUUUAAUUAUGUUUUUUUCUGAUGGUAUUUUUCUUCUGGCCACUUUUGGCUGUUGUAACCUCUUUAUGAGGCCAUAAUGAUAGAAUGACCAAUGAAAAUUCGAUGUGUUUUGACUUGCUUUUAUUUAUAGUAAAUCUUAUUAUUCCUUGUC